Messenger RNA from Oryzias latipes (Japanese medaka), 3732 nucleotides. RefSeq names its product coiled-coil domain containing 157 (gene ccdc157). Lineage: Eukaryota; Metazoa; Chordata; Actinopteri; Beloniformes; Adrianichthyidae. The record is from RefSeq and is a predicted model, not a curated record.
UUCGUUAACGCAAUGGCGGCCAAUUACUUCCGGAAAUAUCCGCUAAGAACUGUGGGACUUGGAGUUAACUGUUGCCAAGGAGACCUCACGUCAACAAGUACUUAUAGGCGCCAAAUAAGCGUUUUAGACAUGAGUUUGUUGUUGGGUCGUCAGGAUUCUAUCAAGAAUCUAAGAAAAGACCUCAUCGAUAUUCAGGGUGCGGUUCUGGACGUGCUCUCCAGAACAGGACCAGUCUGCGCUUCCUCCUGGAAAUUCCCGGACAAACUUUCCUGUCAUCUAGACAUUGUUGCUUUGUUGGAGGAAUAUGACUUCGUGGCAGGAGAAGAUGACUUCAAUCAGCAUUCCCACAUUAUUCUCCUGGAAUUGAUGAUUGACAGGCUCCUGUUUCUUCUUCAAAGCGUCAGCGUUUAUGCUGAACAACAGAUGGGGGUCCACAGACCAGAAGGAGCUGCACACAGAGGCAGCAUGUCAGUUGGUCUUGUGGUCAGGAAUUAUUGGGGGGAUUUACUUCAAUUUGCAGAUAAAAAGGAACUCUUCAAAAACAUUGCAGAAAAGACAAAUUCAGUGGAAUCUGAUGAGUCAAACGUCGAGUCCCCUCUCAAUAGAUCCAGCACAAGUUGCUCCAGGCAUUCUUCCAUAUCCUGGUCUUCCACAAGCUCAUUUAAAUUCCUCCCACAAAAUAACAUCACCAUCAGUUCCCCCGAACAAACCUCAUUCCAUCCUAAAACUGCCUCCCAUAAUGUCAGCUGCCAGACUGCACAAACGUCCCUCAUCCCUUGUGGUACAUGUCACCAAGUGCAAUCUCUUUUGAGAAAAACUGGAGAAUCUUUGAUAGAUCUGUUUCAAAGUGAAGGUCUACCCUCAUCUCUGCAGCCUCUCUCAGCAGUUGUGGAUGAGACAGUGAGGGUGGGACAUCUGACUCCAGGUGAUGUUGCACAGUGGGCCAAUGAACAGCUCAGAGACAUGCGCAGGCUGGCAAAACACCUGCAGGAUGUGAGGGGAACGGUACUGCCCCUCCAAGACAGAGUAGCAGCAGCUGAAACGGAUCGUGAGGCCAUCAGAUCUCAACUAAAAACAGUGCAGAAGGAUUUUGAACAACAACUAGAAAAACAGCAAACAAAUAUAGAACAACUGGAGUUUUCACUGCAGGAAGCACAGAGAAGCGCAAAGCAAACUGAACAAAAGCAACAGGAGGAGCAUAAACAGCUUAAAAAAGAAAUCCAUUCUUCAGAGGAGACCAAUGCUAGACUUAGGGAGAAGGUAGCAUUGCAGCAAGACACCAUACACACUCUAGAAAGUGAAAAUAAUUUUCUGCAAGUGAAAGUAAAAAAACUACAAACAGACCAGGAGGCAUGUUGUCAACAGCAGCAAAGGAUCCAUCAGCUUGAGGAACAACUCUCUGACAUUCAGCUGCUGCUUGAUAAGGAGAGGGCCAAAUACCAGAGUGCUUGCCGUCAGCAAGAGUCAACACAGGUAAAGCAGAAAUCUUUGCUAAAGAGGGUUGAAGAUCUUGAUGAAGAGUGUGAAGAGCUGAAGAAGCAGCUGGUGGACAGCGAGGAGGCCCAAAUGAAGUUAGACAAUGAACUGCAACAGAUGUCAGACGAGAAGAAACAACUGCAGGUUCAGACUGCUCAACAGCAGGACCUGUGUGGGGAGCUACAAAAGAAGAAACAGAGGUUAGAAAUGCGCGAAGAGGAGUUGAAACAGCAGCUGCAUGAACUGAUGGAUCGUGUUCGCGCUUUAAGAGACAGAGAGAGAAUUUUGGUGGCGUUCCCAGAGCUCCACAACUGGGCCCAACCACAGACAACAGGAAAUGUCCUUUUGGACAUGGAGAAGCAGCUGCAGGCUAACAGCAUUCGUGUAAACAUACUGGAGCAGGAGAACGCCACACUGCAAAAAAGCCUCCAGAAACUACGGAAAGCUGCACAACACAAUGGCAGAAGUAAGUCUUCCCCUCAAUGUGAUGCAAACCAAACGACAAACAAAAUCUCCUGACAGGAACAGAAGAAUGAAUUUCAAGCAGUGCAGCAGCACGGCUCACAUGACAUGCAGUUAUAAAGAAGAAGGAGCCAGAUGCACAGAACGUGGUCCUCACUGAACUGUGUCGAAGGAUCGUAUCGUGUGUCUGCCUUUCCUUUGUUGCUGCAAAAUCAGCUUUAGAGCUUCCACUUCGCCACAGACUCUGCUACUGCUUAGUCAUACAUCAAAAACACCCCUUCACUCUCUGCAAAUAUUUGACUCAAGAAGUCUCAUCUUGCAACUGUGUGUUUUAAGGGUGUAUUCAUUCAGGCUGGAAUAGUCCUUUGGUCCAGACCAAGCCCACUUAAUUUGGUCUGUUUCGAGUACUGACCCUUGCAUUUGGUUUGUAUUCCGACUGCCGUCAAGCAGACUUUCCUGUUUUGAACCAAAGCUUGUAAACAAAACCAUGUGACUAAAGAUCUCUUCAGUCUUCAGGAAUUAAGAGGGGGCAAAGCAACAAGAGCAAGAAUAAUGGAAGUCCUGCCCUUUGCAAUCCUUGUCGGGAUGGUUAAAUUUUUUAAACUUCAUAUUUUGCUGACCAAUUUUGAACGUCUGUAUCAACGUCAUGUACAACACUUUUUACUUUGGUACGGUGGAGGUUGCUGAGGAGGCGACGGCUAAGAAGAAACACUGAUAAGUGUUCAUGACAUAUGGAUUGUUGGGAAUACUGUGUAAGAAGCAAUGUGUAUAACGUUAAAAGUUGUUUUAAUUAGCCUGCAUUCAUUCGACCAAAUUUCAAUGAGUUGCUGUGUCUCAUCGUUGCUUCAUGUUUGUCUGUGGCUUAUGUUGCUACGUUUCUACUAUUUUUACAUCCCAUAAUGUUGGGCUAUGAUGGCGUUUUGGUUCAGUUGUUCUGCUCAAAGCACAGAGACUAUUCAGACUGAGAAAACUCAGAAUGUACCGAAACUCAGUUCUAUUGGAAACUUACCGAAAUCACCUCGAGAGAUAAGUCAAAAAGUGGUUCCUUGUCCUGGACCAGGGUCCACUUGGGUGUAUUCAGGCUGAAAAUUUGUUCUAGAUUAUUGGGGGAAGCAAACUCUGGUUCAGUGUAAGCAUAACCAAAUGUGUCCACUCUAGAAAUACCCUUAAACAACACAGGCUCUGUGCCAAACAAUGACUCUUCUUUGUUACAUUUUUGGCUUUUUUGCUUUCGACAGUUAUUUGAAGCUCCUCACACCUACUCCUUUUUGUAAAAAGUUGAGGUUUUAUAUUUUUUUCUGCACGAUAAACAGUCAGUUGGUUGCUUGAACAACCUUGAAUCACACGCAUUUUUUCAGGGACAGCAGUCAAUGUCAAUGCAAGAAGAAGCAGGCGUUUCCAUGGUAACACAAGCUGUGCAGGAUUUUGAGGAUUCACGGUCUGCGGAGUCGCUCCUCCCACUUCUGAUACAUUUUUAAGUGACAGAAAUAAGAGUUACUUUUGAUGUCUCAUUUAUGGAGGUUAGUUUAUUUUUGCACAUGUAUCCCACUACAAGCCUUCAGUUGUGAGAGGAAGAGGAAAUCUGGUUAUUAAAGAUGAACAAAAAAAAUCUUUUUAAAAUUCAAAUUAAGUAAAAGUAAAAAGGAAAUAAAUAAAAAUCUGCAUGUAUUUACAGAAAUUGCACAUUGCCUUGCUUUAAUAAGUUCUUUCUUCUGCUGCCAUAAAAAUGAAAUGGAAUGUUUUUUUGGGCUAUCUCUCUCUAAAUUAGGAAAUCACGCAGAGAGGGAAUGCUCC